This is a messenger RNA of Camelina sativa (false flax), 1455 nucleotides long. RefSeq names its product dual specificity protein phosphatase 1. Gene Ontology annotation, biological process: negative regulation of MAPK cascade; peptidyl-tyrosine dephosphorylation. Gene Ontology annotation, molecular function: MAP kinase tyrosine phosphatase activity; MAP kinase tyrosine/serine/threonine phosphatase activity; protein tyrosine/threonine phosphatase activity. Lineage: Eukaryota; Viridiplantae; Streptophyta; Magnoliopsida; Brassicales; Brassicaceae. Gene Ontology annotation, cellular component: cytoplasm. The record is from RefSeq and is a predicted model, not a curated record.
AAUGCAACCGAAUAUUACCAAACCGCGCAUCAAACUGAGAAAGUUAGAUUGAAACCGGAAAAACUAGCUAUAGCUAUUUUGUUGCUUGUACCCCAUAAAUUUUUAGGGCCGGCUCUUACUAUAUCGUCCAUCGAAGUUAAAUACAGGACUUUUGGUAACCAAGCUGAUAUGUAUUUCUACAUGACCUUGAAAAUAUCAAGAGAAAUGUAACUAGUUGAUGAUCUUUUUGUUAAUGUACAUAGUCCUCAACACAUCUUUGCUUCUUCACAGUUUAGCUAACAUAUUCACAACACCAUUGCCUCAAAAUUUUAUUCAGUUCGGGUCAAGUAAUCUAGAGGGCCUAAUAGCAAACUAAGCCUACAAGCCCAAAUUCUAAACAUUCACACGACAACCCAAAUUUUUAAAGCACCUCUAGGGACCUGUUUAAUAAAUAAAUAAUUAAAACAUUUCCCUGUAAGAAGGGAAAUAUUACUUUUUAACCCCUCUUUAAACAGAAGUACAGAACACACAUCUUCCCUCUCCUGCCUGAGUCCUUCCUUCCCCCAAAAAACCUGGACAACCAUUGCAGUUUCCAAUUUCCUCUUUAACCUUUUUCAAAGUUUCGUUUUUUCGUAAUCUCUUUCUUCUUCGGCGAAUUCGUAUUCCACUUCUUUCUCAAAUGAGUUCUAGAGACAGAGGAUCACCUCCUUCUUCGUCUUCGUCUUCUUUGAUACCAGGAGGAAUAGAUCAGUAUAACGAAAAGGUGAAGAAUCAGAUACAAGCACUUGUUCGUGUUAUUAAAUAUGCUCGUACCUGUAAAGAAGACAAUGUCCCAUCUCUUAUUGAAGAGGGUCUUUAUCUUGGAUCCGUUGCAGCAGCUUGUAACAAGAAUGUUUUGAAAGAUUACAAUGUCACACAUAUCUUGACUAUUGCUAGUUCUUUGAAACCAGCUCACCCUGAUGACUUUGUUUACAAGGUUGUUCGAGUUGUGGAUAAGGAAGAUACAAAUUUGGGAGUAUACUUUGAUGAGUGUGUUGAUUUCAUUGAUGAAGCCAAGAGACAAGGCGGUAGUGUUCUUGUUCAUUGCUUUGUUGGCAAAUCACGGAGUGUCACUAUAGUUGUUGCAUACCUAAUGAAGAAACACGGAAUGACAUUAGAUCAAGCAUUGCAACACGUUAAAAGCAAAAGACCAGUGGCAAGUCCUAAUGCCGGUUUCAUCAGACAGUUACAAGACCUAGAGAAGUCUAUGCAAGGGAAGCAAGAACGGAUUGCUCAAUGUCAAGCAUGAAGACCUAUCGUACCUUUGGAAGGAAUCUUGUAAAAAUCUCACACGGAAGCACCAUCAUAUGUUUUGUUGUGUUUUCUCCUUGUUUAUAUGUAUGUAUGUAGUAACACUAGUUUCAAAUUUUUCAAUGUAUCAUGAAUGUAAAAAGUGAACUCAAAAUUAAUAAGAGAAGAAUAAAAAUCUUUUGCAAA